Molecule: messenger RNA, 507 nt
Organism: Marmota flaviventris (yellow-bellied marmot)
Lineage: Eukaryota; Metazoa; Chordata; Mammalia; Rodentia; Sciuridae
Source: RefSeq, a predicted model, not a curated record
AUGUCCCACAGCUGCUGCUUUGGAGACUUCUCUUCCCACUCCUUCGGCAACCAUCUGCCCUAUUCACACUCCUUCUGUUCUUCCUCCUACCCCAGCAACCUGGUCUAUACCACCAACUUCCACCAUCCCAGGACCUGCCACCUGGGCUCCUCUCACUACAGGGGCUGUCAGGAGAUCUUCCACAGGCCCUCAGGAUGCCAGAAUUCCUGUGUGGUGUCCAGGACCUGCUACCACCCAAGGACCUUCACCCACUGCAGUCCCUGCCAGGGGACCUAUGCUGGAUCUCUGGGCUUUGGGUCCAGCAAUUGCCACUCACUGGGCUUCGGAUCUAGAAGCUGCCACUCUCUGGGCUAUGGAUCUAGAAGCUGCCAUUCCUUAGGCCAUGUUUCUGGAUGCUGUGACUGCCCUUCCCUGGGCUAUGGAUCUGGAUUCCACCACCCAACCUAUGUGGAUUCUAGGAGCUUCCAGUCUUCUUGUUACAGACCAAUCUGUGGGUCAGCCUUCUAG